Molecule: messenger RNA, 428 nt
Organism: Gamsiella multidivaricata
Lineage: Eukaryota; Fungi; Mortierellomycota; Mortierellomycetes; Mortierellales; Mortierellaceae
Product: 60S ribosomal protein L37
Exons: 4
Coding region: 16-297 (93 amino acids)
Biological process (GO): translation
Cellular component (GO): cytosolic large ribosomal subunit; ribosome
Molecular function (GO): RNA binding; structural constituent of ribosome
Source: RefSeq, a predicted model, not a curated record
AAUCUAUUACUCGAAAUGACUAAGGGUACCUCUUCGUUUGGUAAACGCCACACCAAGUCGCACACUUUGUGCCGUCGCUGUGGUCGUCGCUCCUUCCACAACCAGAAGAAGACUUGCGCUCAGUGCGGCUACCCAGCUGCCAAGCUCCGCUCUUACAACUGGAGCGAGAAGGCUACGCGCAGAAAGACCACCGGUACCGGCCGCAUGCGUCACUUGUCCACUGUCAACCGCCGCUUCAAGAACGGUUUCCGUGAGGGCACCCAGGCCAAAAAGCAGGUCAAGCCUGUCGUUGCUUAAAGUAACGAAGAGACAAGCUCACCUCUUUCUUCGCGUAGCGGGAAACCUGGUUCGGUCCUUGAACGAAACGGGAAAUUACCUUGAAAUAAAACAUGACUCGCGCAAUCGAGGCACCUUUUGUUUCUUUUCAA